UUGUUUCCCUCCAUCUCUGCCUUUCCCUCAGUGCUCGGACGUUGCGUUAAGGUGAGCAUCCGAGUCCCGCUCUUGGGGAAAUUCGAGGAAAGUCAGACGACAUAUACACCUUCAAGGGACAGUGUAAGAAUUUGAAUCGAGACGACAGACAUUUCGCCGCCUGUGUGCAGUUGUUUCGAAACUACAGUAAAAUGGAUCCAAUGACUCAGUCCGCCCAGAUAUCAUCGUCACAAGGGUUUGCCGAUGGGCAAAAUUCUGCUGCCAAAGAAUCAAAGCUAUCCGAUUCCUUUCUUUCCUCUUCGCCUGUAUCUCUCAUUCAGUCUCCUCAAGACAAAAGAGUCGUCCUGGGCUCCGAGAAGCCCUCAAGCGAAGGUGUAGCGACAUCCCUUCGCUUUCCUUCACAACCUGGUUCAUUCACACCUGGUCAUUAUGGGAGUGAAGCAGGGCCACCAGAUGGACAACCAGAUUCACCAAUAAAGACAUCUCCUGUUUCAGAGAGAAUAAAGGCACUGGAAGCCCUUGCUGCCAAAAAGAAGGAACCUGAUUUUAGAAGCGAUGGAGGUUUCUCUCACUUCAGAGAUCGCCACUAUGAAAAAUCUUCUACUGAGUCCCAAAAAUCUCCAACUGAGUCCCAAAAAUCUCCAACUGAGUCCCAAAAAUCUCCAACUAAGUUCCAAAAAUUUCCCACUGAGUCCCAAAAAUCUUCUACCGAGUCCCAAAAAUCUCCCACAUCUCCCACCGAGUCACAAAAAUCUCCCACCGAGUCCCAAAAAUCUUCUACCGAGUCCCAAAAAUCUCCCACAUCUCCCACCGAGUCCCAAAAAUCUCCCACUGAGACCCAAAAAUCUCCCACCGAGACCCAAAAAUCUCCUGUAAAAAUUGUGCCAACUGUAGAGAAAAAAGGGGGUUCUGUUGAUCAGGAGUCACCGGAAUCCCCAUUUGAGGUUCUUGGAGAUUUAAGACAAGUGAAUGAAUUUGAAGAAACAGAAGAGUGGAUGAAGGCUCAUUUACCUCCAGUGCCAGACUUUGAUGCUGCAGAUUUAAUUAAAGGCACCCUGACUUCAGACAAUCUUACAUCAAAGGAGGAGAAGGAGACUGAAAUAGUUAUACCUGAUGCUCCUGCUGCCUUUGCUGGUGUCCCUGAUGCUUUCAUGGAUUCUCCUAUUCAAACUUCAGAGCAGAAGGAUGAGUUCAGUGAUGCACAGAAGCAGCCAAGUGUUGAGGAGGAGUCUGAGUUCGACCUUAGUUUUUUGCCAACAGCCUACAUGUGGGAUCAGCAGGAAAAAUCAGGUGUCCAAACUCAAGCUAGUCUCGAUUCAGAACUUCCAGCUUCAUCUGCAACUCCUGCAGGCUUUGACUCUUCAUCUCCUCCUGUUUCCCCACCAGUUGACACAAACGCUAAACAGAAUGUUUCAGAUGACAAGAAGACCACUUGGACUCGAGAUCUGGAGGCCCCAGAGGUUAGUGAAGCAGACAGCUCAGGAGAGUCAGAUGAUACUGUCAUUGAAGAGGGUGUCACUGUUACUGCACCUGUUCCCCUUCCAUCUUCUGAUCCAUCAUUUUCAAAUGACCCUACGACUACCCCUGCCUCUGCAGCUCCUGAACUUCCCACUGAGGAAAAGGAAACCCCUCCACCAAAGUCUGAGAGGAAGCUAAUGCAGGUUCCAACAAUCAAUGUUAUUGAGACAGAUGAGCCAAAUUACAGUGAUGAGGAGAUGGAAAUGGAGCUUGAAGCAGAGGAAGAUGAGGAUUAUGGAGGUGUAAAAGACACAGCCAGAGAGGCUACAAAAACUCCAGAGCCAGAGGACAGUAAAAAUGAACCACCCAAGACACGCCCCUUAGAAACUGAAUUCAUGGAAGGCUACUCUCCUCCAUCCUCCCCGGUGGACUCUGAUGUUGAAUACUCUCCCAAACACAAGAUACUAAAAUCUCUUCCAGAAACAGUCCACCAGGAAUCUACAUCCCAGCCUGAAGCCUUACCCAGUCCCAAUAUUUCAAAGGACUCAGCAUCCGACUUUUCCCAAGCACAGUCGAAUAAGGUAAAUGAUGAACCCUCCCCAUUCACAAAUGAAGAAGUGGACUUUCCAGACAAUGAGGACGAAUGGUCAGAUGAAGCACAAGAUGUUGAGGUCAAACCUUGCAGGACUGAUCUUUUGUCCAAGGAACCAGUUCCUUUCGCCCAAUCUAAAAUGGAUGAAAAGAGCAUUGCAGCUGUAAAAGAGACUUAUAUGGAGACACCUUCCUUUUCUAAAUCCAGCUUCAUGCAAGACGAUAUAUAUGACAGACAAUCAUUUGAUUAUGAUUAUGAUGCAUCCUCAUCCCUGGAUGACAUUGAUGACAAAGUGCGAAACAAUGCUAAGGAGCGGUUUCUUUCUGAUCCAUCUGAUAUCAACAUUGAAACACUGAAUACAAGCACUGCACAAAAUGAUGUUCCAGAGGGCAUUCAAAAUCUAGAUGACUUUACUUCACUGAAUGAUGGUGAAAGACUGAGCAGCAUCAAUGAACAAGAUCUCAAUAAGAAAAUGACCACUGACAUCAUUUCAGAUAACAUGGCAAAUGGAAACUCCGUCCCAGCACAGACAGUUGGCUCAAAGAUCGUGCAGGACACUGAAGCAGGUCACCAAGCACCUGAUGCAACAAGAAACCCAGAAAGCAUUGACCCUGACAGGUCAGAUUCAGAGCCCACAGAUAGCUUUGUGGAGUUCAUGAGAGAGUGCCUAAAAUCUAGGCAGGAUGAAGAACCUGACAAUGAUCACCAAAAUGUUCCCUCUGAGACUGAAUUCUCCAAAACUAGUUGGCCUCCCUCCCAGUCCCCUCCAACCAUGGUGAUGGAUCUCGAACAAGAACAACUUACCAUAAGUGCUCUUAAAGAGCUGGGCAGCAGUCAAGAGGAAGAAGAGGAGGAAAUGGUGUCUCUCCAGCCUGUGGUUCCUGACCAGGAGAAAGCUAACCCCAAUGCUACAUCUACACAGCAGUCCUCCUUUACCUCAGUUCCUAACCCUCCAAGUUCCCAAAGUGACCAUGUAUUCGACAGCACGUAUUCCAAAGAAGUGGAAGCCAUCGACGAAUGGGUAGCUGAAGCCUAUCAUCUUGCUGAGCAUGUCUUGACAGCAAUACUAACCCACUUAUCAGUCAAGGAUCUGAUCCACUGGCGAGACCCCAAGAAGUCGGGCUUGGUGUUCGGUCUGUCCAUGCUGCUGCUGCUGUCGCUUGCGGCCUUCAGCGUCAUCAGUGUGGUCUCCUACCUGCUGCUGGCCCUGCUCUGUGUCACCAUCACCUUCCGCAUCUACAAGUCUGUGGUCCAGGCCGUGCAAAAGUCUACCGAGGGACACCCCUUCAAAACCCUCAUAGAUAAGGAUGUUAGCAUCCCCCCAGAGACUUUCCGCAAGCACGUGGACGCCAGUCUGACCUACAUCAACCGAGCCCUGAAGCAAAUGAGCCGCCUCUUUCUGGUUGAGGACCUUGUGGACUCCCUAAAGCUGGCUGUGGUCAUGUGGCUGAUGACCUACGUAGGAGCCGUCUUCAAUGGAAUCACCAUCCUCAUCCUCGCCAACAUUCUGCUCUUCGCUGUGCCUCCAGUCUACGAGAAGAACAAGACCCAGAUUGAUCAGUACAUCGACGUGGCACGUACUCAAGUCAACACCACAAUCGCCAAGUUGCAAGAGAAACUGCCCGGAGCUGUGAAGCGCAGCAAAGCUGAAUGAUCAGCCCCCCCCUCCAUUAGAAGCCUCCACAUCACCAUCAUCCUCAUCUCCAUCACCAUCUUAAACCCUCUUACCUCCCCCCUACCCCUCUCCAGUUAACCCCGCCCCCAGUCUAACUGCCCCUCCCUACUCCAUCUACCAUCACCACCCUACUACACUGAACCUUGCUAGGUAGAAAAUCUCUGAGCUACUCGAUAUUCAAUGUAAAACUACUGCGCAGCUUAACUUGCAAGCAUUAGAAAAGAACUGUGCCUGUGCAGACAGGAAGCGCAUCGCUAGCGAGGAAGUGAUGUAACGCCGCGCCCGGACCCCGCCUGUCUGUGGGCGUCGCCACAGGGGAAUGGAGGCAGGGUCGAGUGAACUAGACUGAAUCUAUGACCUGGUUUUCGUCAUGUACAGCGAGCAGGGGGUGGACGAUGGCUGUUUAUGUCACCAAAAAGCAAAUGUCUGUACUUAAAACCACAUUUCCAUGAACGUAAAAGGAUCAUUUAAGAUGGAGACGUUAAAGAAAAACAAAAAUGUAAAAUAAAGACGAAAAAAAAAAGAAAAAAAUGGAAUAAAGCAACCUUUUGGGUGUUAUUGUUGAUAGUCUUAUCCUGCUCUCGUGCUCUCCGGCUGUUGUAUGGAUAGAUAUGAGUUCAUUUUUAGGAGCUGGUCAAUGGGUUUGCUGUUAUUGAUUGGCCUGUUUUUGAGUUUGUUUCCAUUCACCUUACAGGCACUUGUGUAUGUAAGUUUCUGCAAUGCACUGAACUUUUAUUUUUCAGACCUUUUUGAGCAGGUUGAAAUAAAAGGAUUGGAACACUGAGCCAGCUGUGAUAAUUUGGUCUAGUUCACCCUCUUCUGGAACAGUUACCUGUUUGUAUAUAUACACCUGAGGACGACCACAGGCUCUCUGCUGUAUGGAACAUGUUAGCCUCGCUUUUUAUAUCAAAGAAACGUUCCCUCACUCACAGCAGUCCUAACUCCUUUUUGUUCAAGCCACAAAGUGUUGAGACUUCACAUUUUCACUUGUAAAUUUUGAUUAUUCUUAUCACUACUUAUUACUAUUAUUGAUAUUAAUUAGGAUGGCUGCUUUGACUCCCUACUAGCUUGACAACAGCUUUGUAAGACUUCCAUUAGUGUCAUUGAGCUUCAUCAUUUGAAAGUGAAGGUUUGAUAGGUUGAAAAAAUACUCUCUGAUGUGUUAUCCCCCCGAAAUCACCAAAAUGUCCUCCCAGCGUAAAAGUAUGAAGUCUAGAGUGUGCCAAGACCUUUUUACAUUAUCAUUUGACAAAAAACACAAUGUCAACUUACUGUUUUUUUCCAGAGCUUUGAAAUAGUGACAGAGUUGACAGCUCUUACAAAAGUUUUUAUAUCAAAUGACUUCCAAGGUCCCAAAAUACCCCAAAAAUAUUAUUUAAAAAAAUGUCUUUAAGUUGAAGAAUUUAAAAUGGAAUCACAAAUGUUUUAUGUUAUUUUAUGGAAGUCAAGCCAAUCGAAACUCCUGUUGCUCCUAUAUGGGCGGGUCUUGAAUCAAGAUAAUUAUUUUGGCACAGUUUAAAUUCCAUACGAAGCUCAGCAGUGAGCUGAGGUAUUUUGGAGGUCAGGGGUUAGAGGGUGAUAUUUUGGAGAGUGGUUAUUAUAGAGCUCUGUGUUUGUCACUUUGUUUUUCUCUGACGGCCAUGAAGCGCAUGUCAUAGUAUAAACUGGAGAGACUUUCACCCUUUCUAUAGGCUGUAUCAUAUUUUGACCCUGACUUUUGUUUGAUAUGAUUAUUACUUGUGAUUGUUUCAAUGGUGUUUUUGAAUUCAGUAAAAAAACAAAAAAACAGUCAUAUGUUAGCGCUAAUGCUACAUCUCCAUAUUGUUUUAAGGGAUGAGUUUGUAGAAGGAAAUUAAAUUACCAGUAUGUUAGUGUUGCUUUCAAUUUCCAGUACAUGUCCCCUGAAUACUGAAUGAACAACAGUGGAGGAUCCUCCUUCACUGCCUCUCAAUGCAGUAACGCCUCAGACUACUCAGACAUCCUCCUGUGUGCUGAAUGUUUUCUCUGGUGGAACAUUCCUCUCCAUGCAUGCCCUCUGCUGUGUGUCUCCCUGAUCACCUCACACACACACACACACACACACACACAUACACACACAUGUCCUGCUUAACUCCUCAUGCACGGUGUCUCGCUCGGCCUCUGGGUCGUUCAAACCAAAAUGCAACGAUCCCGUCCGAGAUGCUAGCAGUUAGCAUCCGUGCAGCCUCCACAGGCGCUAAGGAAGUAGAUUGCGAGUGUGAAAAGGGGGAAUCGGGCCUGAAUGCAGACACUGAUAAUGUUAUUAUGCAUCCUGUUUAUUUAUUUGAAUGUGAGGAAGUUGCAUAUUGUAGCUUUUAAAAGUCUACGUUUGCAAACCACUGGAAAACAUUUGUGUGAAAUGUUUGGUUUAUUUAAAGGGACAGUUUAAUCAAAUUAUAAACAUUAUCUCUGGCUGUUUUCCAGAAUUCAGACAAUUGUAGUUACAUUUGUAACUUUUGCUUUCGCCUUGAAAACAGUAGAGGUAAAUAGAUUUCGUCACAAAUUUUUUUUUUUUAAAUCCAGAAUUUUCCAAAAUCUUUGUCCUUGUUUUUCUGGAUAAACAGUUUUUUGAGGGACUUUUUCUUCUGUAUAAAAUGGCUCCAAGGAAAACUUAAACUUGCACUGUAUUACAGUGGGGGUGAAAAUCUCUGAGGCCCUGAAUUUAAUCUGAAAACUGAGGUGAAUGAGACAAAAGUUAGAAAUGUAAACGCAGUGGAAGAAGAAAAUAGAACCAAAUCUAUCUGUGGGUUAGAAACCAGUGGAAAGUGUGUUUUGUAAUUUGGGUUGAAUCGUCCCUUUAAUGUUCAAGCUGUCAGUCUGACCUCACCCCACAAGUGUUGUGCUAUAACAGCUAACUAUGCUAAUUAUGCACUGCACCUUUAAGUGAAACUUCAGUUCAGGAAAGGCCGUGUUACCUACGUUAGCGUGCGACCAAGGCUAAAUAGAUCACUGCUACUCAGAGUCGUAGUUAGCUUAUUUCUUUAGAGUGUAAUAUAUAAUAUGAAUAAAACAUGACACGUUUGAACCUGUUCCCUCACAGCAUGUUGCUUUUCUCCUCUUCCUGUUUGUCCCUCUGUGUUUUCAUCGGUGUGGGAGUGUGUGGCAGGAGUGUAUUUGACUUUGUCUCUGGGGAGUCUUGUUUUGCUUUUUGACUCUUUACUGGUAUCUAGACGUUGUUCACUAACAUCAGCUUUGUUUUGUAUUAGCUAUGACUUUGGUUCCAAUUUUUGAAGCUUUGGGAAAGAUGUUGCAGGAAAAAAAGAAAACCUGAAAAAAAAAAAAAAGUAUGUGGUCUCUGUACUGAUGUCAACGUGAAAUUAAUAAAAACACGUCAAAGGAU
Molecule: messenger RNA, 7083 nt
Organism: Seriola aureovittata
Lineage: Eukaryota; Metazoa; Chordata; Actinopteri; Carangiformes; Carangidae
Gene: rtn3
Product: reticulon 3
Exons: 9
Coding region: 192-3704 (1170 amino acids)
Biological process (GO): brain development; endoplasmic reticulum tubular network formation; neuron differentiation
Cellular component (GO): neuron projection; postsynaptic density
Source: RefSeq, a predicted model, not a curated record